AAAAUGGGAGCAAAAUUCAGCAGCUGCCUCGCCUGCAGUGCUGGCUGCCCCAGUGUGCUGUUUUCCCUUCCAGGAGCCGUGCAGAUGCGCCAGAUGUGCCAGAUGUGCAGCAGCUCCGCGCCGGCGCCCUGGGAGCUGCCCCGGCCCCUCCAGUUUCUGCGAUCCUGAGACAGAUGAACCCAAGAAUGAUGAACAUAAUGACAUAACUGGACGUGGGUGUGGUCAGGAUAAAAAGGAGCAGACUCCUGAAACGCCCAUUCCUGUCCCAAGAGGUGGAAGCAAGGAGAGUGCUGGAGUGGAGGAGGAAUGCAGAACUCAGUCUCUGGGUGGGAAUGCUGCACUCAAGCAUGCAGAGCAGCAGCAGCCUGCAGCUUCUCCAGAGCAGGGGAUGCAUCUGCACACGGCACCAGCUGGGUCUCACCAAGGACACAGACAUCCAGGCAAAGGUCUCCUUGCCCAGGAAACAUCCCUGCACAGCAGCCCUGACGAUGUUCCCCUGGAGGGAGGCACCCAGAGGAGGCUGCAGCCUUCUGAGGAGCAGCGGUACCAGGAGCUUGCUCUGGAGAUCAUUGCCAAAGACAGAUCUCUGGAGGACAUUCUCAUGCCUCAUCCCCUUAGAAAAACUGCCUUGAACCUGAUGGAGAGUUUGUUUCCUGUCAACAUUUCCAUGCUGGAUAAAUCACGCAGGAAAAGGGGAAAGGCACAGCGUGUGCAGGAGAAUGACAGGAAAAGUCAUGGAGAUGGACCAGAAGAAUGUCCAAAAUCUGAGCAUGAAACCAAGCAAAGGAGCAAAUAUCCUGCCUCUAUAAGAAACCAAGUCCUGAAGAGGAACAGGGACAGCACAAAUGAGCUAGAUGACCUCACAUCUAAGAAACUGGAGCUCAUGGCCAGUGUCCAAUCCAGGCUGCAGGCGUUGUGGGAGGAGCAGGAGCUGGUUCUCCUGGAAGUCAGGGAAUGUGCCAGGUGGGGCGAGGAGCUGGAGGUGCUGCUGAGGGAGCUGUGCAAGCCGCAGGAGUUUGAGCGCUACCUGAUGUUCAUCGGGGACCUGGAGAAGGUGCUGAGCCUCCUGCUCUGCCUGUCCAGCCGCCUGGCCCGCGUGCAGAACGCCCUCAGCAGGACGGAUGGCAACACAGAGCCCGAGGAGAAGCAAUCGCUGAAUGAACGGCACCAGCUCUUGUCUCGGCAGCGGGAGGAUGCAAAGGACCUGAAGGAGAAUCUGGACAGGAGAGAACGUGUGGUCUCUGGAAUCCUUGCCAAAUACCUGACAGAGCAGCAGCUCCAGGACUAUCAGCACUUUGUUCAAGUCAAGACCUCCUUGCUGAUUGAACAGAAGGACCUCGAAGAGCAGAUUAAAUUUUUUGAAGAACAAUUAGAAAAUCUCGAGCAAAGCAUCCCCAUCUAACACCCACCAUCAGGCCAGACAUUUUUAUAUGUGAUGUUACCCUGGGAAUCCACAGGUACUCUCAUCACGGGGCUCAGUUUGGUGGAUUCUUCCAAUCCUGUUUGUGCCACUGACAAGUGUUCAGAUGCCCUGGGAUGCUCCAGGCACACUCUGGGCAUGCCCUCCACUUGGACAGUGUGUAAGAAACUGCCUUGUGGACAUGACUGAUAGGACUCAUUGCUCCUAUCAACUGAAUGUGUAUUUCCCCUUCCUCUUGUCUGUCCAUCUGUUUCCACAUUGACAUCAUCUCAAUAAAAGAACCGUACAAAUA
Molecule: messenger RNA, 1712 nt
Organism: Melospiza melodia melodia
Lineage: Eukaryota; Metazoa; Chordata; Aves; Passeriformes; Passerellidae
Product: protein Shroom1-like
Exons: 5
Coding region: 389-1402 (337 amino acids)
Biological process (GO): actin filament organization
Cellular component (GO): adherens junction; apical junction complex; apical plasma membrane
Molecular function (GO): actin filament binding
Source: RefSeq, a predicted model, not a curated record